UUUCUGAGCUCAAACUCAAUCAAAAACAAAACUUUAUUAGUUUAAUCCGAGAUCUUUCGUGGAAUUUUGUUUUUAUUUAUAUUUUAUAAACUAACGAGGAAAAAAACAAAAACUCCGAUUUUACAUUUUUUAUCCUCUGUUGAAACAAACUAAAUAUUGUUAUCCAUACAUCUCCAAAAGAUAAGGAAGAAACAUCUAAACACUGCGACCUGUUUUAAAAAAAACUUUUGAUUAUUCUUUUUCGCUGCGUAAAAACGCACAGCGGCUCCAUGGCGCACAUGUGCAGACAGAUCGUUGGCAGCGCAGCGAGCUGCGCGGGCUGGGUGGGGAUCAUCGUCGCCACGGCCACCAACGACUGGGUCCGGACCUGUGACUACACGGUGGCCACGUGUGUCCGUAUGGAAGAGCUGGGCUCGCGGGGUCUGUGGGCGCAGUGCGUAAUCUCUCCUGCGCUUUAUCACUGCGUGGACAUCAACCAGAUCCUCACCCUGCCCGCUUACAUCCAGACAUCUCGCGCUCUGAUGAUCUGUGCAUGUCUGCUCGGCCUACCUGCAAUGCUGCAGGUGCUCAUGUCGAUGCCCUGCGUCAGGCUGCAGAAUGACACCGCCGCCAUCAAGCAGCGCCGGGCUCGGAUAGGAGGCGUCCUGUUCCUCCUUAUGGCUGUGUUUGGCAUCAUAUCCACCGUCUGGUUCCCGAUCGGCGCUCACCAGGACGAAGGCCUCAUGUCGUUUGGUUUCUCGUUGUACGCCGGCUGGGUUGGUUCUGCCCUCUGCCUCAUGGGCGGCUCCAUGAUCUUGUGCUGCCAUGGCGUCGACCCCGGGACCCCAAGCAGAGACAACAGCUUCUACUUCUCCAGACAGCGGGGCACGGCCACGCCGCUGGACCCACCCGCCAACCAUGCCAAGAGUGCAAGAGUGUGAAGAUUGAUUAUAGACUGUGUAGACUGUCAUAAUCAAGUCUGAUAUUUCUUUUUCUGCAUUUAGCGUAUUGAGACAUAUUUGGGAGUGAUUCAUAAUUUCCGUGCAUAGAGCCAUGAUAACAGUUUUUUUUACCAGCCAUUUGUUAGGACAAAUAUUUUGUGACAUUUAUCCCUAAAUUCCUUUACGAUAAGCUUAAGAGCCACACUUGUAUGAUCCUUUUCCUCUAGUCAAAUUUUGCAACUCAAGCAAGCUUUUGGUUUACAUCAAAAGAAUAUUCAGGGAACCAAAAGGUUCCUUAAGCCCCAUUCUGUCUGUUGCUAUGUCUCAUUCAGUGGGCUGCAUCCUUCAAAGGACUAAGUAAGACAGUCUGGACUACAGAAAAUUACUUGUUUGUAUCACCAGCUGUGACGGUAUUACACUUUAUUUUUCUAAGCGUCACCCUAUUCACCUAGCAACCUCCACAUCUGCCCCGGAACUAAGAGAAGCUUCACCUUUAUUCAUCCUACAACGGAGACAUUUAGUGUUAUCGCAGCAAAGAGCAAGGACAGACAAAAAAAAAGAGCACACAGUGCACAACCAAGUAUAUGAAGAAUUAGUAAACAUAUCUAAUGUCUCGUAACUAAACUAUCAAUAUUAAAGAUAAUCUGUAGUUUUAAGGCCCCCGUUUUUUUUAACAAUGGUAUUAGUAUCUAUUUGAUUGAGUUGAAACCAGCUACAUACAUUAAAAAGUGUGUUACUCGACCACUUCAGAGUCUACCAGCUCGUUUGAAUUGAUGCGAUGAAUCUCCGUAUAUGUUAGUCCAGGAAGGAUGCAGCAGAUGAAUCCGAGACAGACUUCAACUAACCUCUAUGAUGCGAACGGUCUUCAAAAGCUCACUCCAAAGGAUGCAUCCCCUGGAUUUGGACAUGCAUAGUAUUUCAAACGUUUCUUAAGACUGAAAGAAAAAACACAAAUUAGUCUACAGACAUUUAAAAGGGACAGCUGUUUUUACCUAUAGUUUUUUUUUUCUACACAACAAAAGCAUCAUUAUUGGCACUAUAUUCAUUUCAAUAAAAUGCUCAGAAAUAUUCUUUAGGGCUUGGACUUCAUUUUCCUCCAUCUGUUGUACAAUUUCAUCUGUAACUGCAUCAGUUUGUCAACAACAAGAAAUACGUUACUUUGUGGCUUAAAAUGUCUAAAAUGGCAGCUGAAAAAAAAAGACAACCAAUCAGAAUCAUUCAAUGAUGGAAGCAACACCCCCAAAUGUUCCUGCACUUUUUGGAAACCCUGGUUCUUUGUUCUUUGAAUUGAAAUCGCACAGAGUUCCUCUAAAGGUUCCCCGUCCCUGGGGAAAGUUCCUGCAGUGGAAAUGCGGCUUUUGUUUGAAAAUCAAAUAACAGAAAUAGCUUUCAUCGAAGGCGCAGUCCAAUUUGUUCGGAGAUGUGUGCAGUUUUACAGAUUUCAUGCUACUGUUGCUGUCCACCAUUGUAGCAACUAAAUGCCUCAACUUUUUUAUUUAAUGGUCUUCUUGUAUAUUCUUCACAAGCUUAAAUACCAAACUACGACUGUUGUACUUUAGAUCAUGUGUUUGAAAGUCUUUAUCCUCCUUAACAUGUACCGAUCUGCAUAUUUCUUUUUGAAUAGUUUUCUUUUCCAUUGUUGGUAACAUCAUGUGACGUUGAGCU
Molecule: messenger RNA, 2585 nt
Organism: Labrus bergylta (ballan wrasse)
Lineage: Eukaryota; Metazoa; Chordata; Actinopteri; Labriformes; Labridae
Gene: cldn11b
Product: claudin 11b
Biological process (GO): bicellular tight junction assembly; cell adhesion
Cellular component (GO): plasma membrane; bicellular tight junction
Molecular function (GO): structural molecule activity
Source: RefSeq, a predicted model, not a curated record